Molecule: messenger RNA, 1953 nt
Organism: Aethalodelphis obliquidens (Pacific white-sided dolphin)
Lineage: Eukaryota; Metazoa; Chordata; Mammalia; Artiodactyla; Delphinidae
Product: apolipoprotein L6-like
Exons: 4
Coding region: 193-1218 (341 amino acids)
Biological process (GO): lipid transport; lipoprotein metabolic process
Cellular component (GO): extracellular region; membrane
Molecular function (GO): lipid binding
Source: RefSeq, a predicted model, not a curated record
GAACCAGCUAGAGGCUCUGCACUUCGUCUUUGUCUUCCUGCAGCCCAGACGCUCACAGCCCCCUGCUGGACCAGAGGCCUCCGGAGAGGAGAGAGCAGAAGGCCCUCGGAACCUGAGGCCACAGUGAGAGCUUCACUGAGAACAGAAAAUCCUUUGACGUGUGACGACAGCUCUCAUUCUCCCACAGGCAAAAUGAACACGGAUUUGAUGCCGCAGAAUCUGCUGGACACCCAGGCAGGGAAAGCAUUACGCAAGGCUGGUGUCAGUCUGCAAAGGGACGAAGAUGACAUUCUUCCAUAUGAAGAUGUGGAGUGGCAAGAUGGUGACCUGUCAGCUGAAGAAAGAAUAUUUUUGGAAGAGUUUCCCAUCUUGAAAGGGGAGCUGGAAGUGCGCAUCAGAAAGCUUCAUACCCUUGCAGACCAGGUCGACACAACCCACAGAACACUCACCAAGACCAGCAUAGUAGCCAAUUCCAUCGCUGUGGUCUCAGAAGUCAUGAGCAUCCUGGGCUUGGUCCUCGCUCCGGCAGUAGCAGGAGGAAGCCUGGUACUCUCCGCUGCUGGUAGAGUUUUGGGGAAAGCAGGGGAGGUCACCAGCAUCUUGACCAACGUUCUGGAACGCUUUCACAGUCAAGAAGCCCAAGCUUAUGUCGGUAGCCUAGUGCCCACCCGUGCCCAAGAGGUCAGGGGAGCUGGGGCAGCCUAUGUCUUGGCUGCCGGAAAGGUGGUCCAGGAUUGUGAAAGCACCGUCAAGGAUAUCCGGAAGAGCAUCCGUGCCUUUCAGAUAGCCAGGGCCAACCCGCGCCUGGCCGCUGCCGCCAAGAAUCUCCUGACCACUGGCCAAGUCUCAGCCCGGAAGAGCAGGCAGGUGCAAAGGUCUUUUGAAGGUACCACGCUGGUGAUGAAAACAAAGGCUCGCUUGCUGGGUACUGCAAUGGCUGGCUUCUCCCUGAGCGUGGUCUUGGCCUCCCUCCUGAAGGACUGGAAACAGCUGAAGGAGGGAACAAAAUCAGAGCUUGCGGAAGAGCUAAGGGCGCAGGCUUGGGAGCUGGAAAGGAAGCUGACAGAAUUCACCCAGUGCUAUGAGAGCCUGCAGCAGAAGAAACUCUCCCAAGAAAAAAAGCCUGUGAGCUCAUCUUCGGAAGGAACCAUGGGGACUGUACCUCUGCCACCAGGGAAAGCAGGAUCCCAGGGGACAGGAGAGGAUGAAGACAAUUGAGCCCAGGGGUCUCUGAGUGGAAGAAAAGGGGACCACGGCGGUGGUGGGGCAAGGUUGGCAGAGGCAAUGCCUGGAGACUCAGCAGCUGACAGGUCUACAAGGGUGUUGAGGGCACUGUCAGUGGUGAGUGUCACACUGUAAGUUAAGGGAGGUCAGCCUGUCCCAUCCCUCCCUCCUUCAUGUGUGUAACUCAUUUCCUGGACCCCUUCACCGCCCCUGCUCCCUCCCUCGCAUGCAGAGUCAGCCCAUGUGAAACGUGUAUUAUUUGACCCCAGGCCCUGUAUUAAGUGCUGACACCAGAUGGAAGGGCUCUGGGAAUGAAGGGUAUGCUGGGUUCUCUCUUUUGUAUCAACUCAGCUUGUGUUGGCCCUCUGUCCUCCCCCUCCCCGACCUGGGCAGUAAUCGCUGGAGAAGAUCCUGGGUUUGCACAUAAAAGGAUGUCACCGCAACCUGCUCGGCCUGAUUCCCAUCAGGAAGGAGCCCCUCCAUCCUCCCCACAACAGAAGUUCUUGGGCUCCUCAAGACACAGGAACCUGUAGGAACUCUCCUGGCUUCCCCGUUCACCCAUCUUACACCUAUUUUUUUCUUUUCUAUGUUUCAGCUGCUAUUUUAAAAGUAGUGUAUGGACAUUCAGUACAACUUUUUAAAAUACAGGAAACUAAAGAAUAGGGGGAAAGGGGCUUCCCUGGUGGCGCAGUGGUUGAGAGUUCGCCUGCCGAUGCAGGGGACACGAGU